UAGGCAGCAUUCGGUGUCGUUUCAGUUUGUAUUUCGCGGAUGUCGCGGGAGGUUCGUGCGUUCGCACCGUUGUCGGUGUUUGGAAUUGAGUGUUUUUGAAACAGCGAUCGGGCAUUGUGCCGGUAUUUUGAUUGUAAUAAAAAUAUAUCAAAAUAUAAUAACCUUGGCCAGUGGGUUCCAAGAGAUAAGUGAGUGAGAUCCUUGAGUUUUGUUGAGCUCGGAUUCGGAUUUCAGCCUCCCACAGAGGCGCAACAGUUGUUCCCGAAUAAGAUUCUGUAUGGUAAUAAUAUCCGUGUGUGUUUUGAAAGAGCUGAGCGAGAAGUUGGAUUUGUUAUUGGAAAGUACAAACAGCUCUCCCAUAGACACACACUCUCGAUGCGGCCGAGCCAACAAAUCCCCAACAAAUCUUAAACCAGUUUUAAGAUACAUAUUCUUGGUGUCAGUGUGUGCAUGUUGAUUUUUUCUGGCAUUGUUUUCGUUUUUUUACUCCGUGCUGCUGGCUCUGCAUCUUUUUUGUGUACCCGUACCCUUUUCGCUCGCCUCUAAUCGCGUUUCCAUUUUCUGGCCGCCGUCCAGAUCCGAGGUUUUGGGUUUGGGCUCCGAGCGAGCAACAAGUACCCCUGUCUAGUACCUAUAUCUAUAUCUAUACCCAAACCCACACCGAACCAAGUGCCCGCGUCUCGCUCCGCCUCCCAUCUGAAAACCCGAAAAGCACGGAAAGAAACGAGCUUAGAUUCUAACGAGAUCAGCACGCCAGUUGGUAACUCUGCCCCAAUUGGUCCAAUUUGAAUGCUGUACGAAGCACCUCCGAAAUCCGGCGAAGAUCGCAGAAGUAACUCCGAAAGACCACCAACAAAAGAAGUUCAAACAAUGUAACGAUAACCUAAACGAUCCAAACACAAUUGAAAGGCGGAAAAUUAUUGUAUUGCCCAAAAAUAAGAUUGGUCUGUUCAAUCUGUCUGUUCAAAAGCACUUCAGCGAAAUCAGCAUGUCUUCCGGCCUGAUGUCGUGUGUGAGGGAAAACUCGCCGCCGCUGGAAUCGGAGCUGGAUGCCAGUGGUGCCGGGGGACCAUUGUCACUGCCGGAGGGCCACGCCCACGCCCACGCAGUCACCUCUACGCCCAUCUCCAGUCCAGGAAACGAUGCCCACCAAUCCCCGACCGCCGAUCAACAGCAGCAGCAGCAGAAGCGUCGUCGAUUUCAUCCGCUCCGCAACCUGCGCCGCAUCUUCCGGCGACGAACCAUCAACAGCUCGGCGGAGAGUCCCGCAUCCUGUCAGUCGCCAGGACCAGGAUCCUGCAACACCCUGCCACCGCCCGCCAGCAGCAGCAGUGAGAAGAAUCUGCGCAGCGGCAUAGCCUCGCCACCAGGAUCUCCCCUGAACCCGCAGCAGCUGAAGGAGAACUACCAGACGCAGUCGCUGCCCAAGUCCAAGUCCUACGGAUCCCAUCGCGAUGAGCUGCUAAGCGUGCUCCUGGGCAAAAAGCGGGCCAGCAAGCAGGAUCACAGCCAGGUCGGCGGCGGACAGUCCCAGUCGCAGACGCAAUCCCCAUCCCAGUCGCAAGCCCAACAGGAAGCCAUGUUCCAGGCCCAGCGACAACAUGGCGGCGUGGCCGUCUUCCCAGAUUCCCUUGGCCUCACCCGGAGUAGCUACUUUGCGGAGCAGAGGGUCCAGCAACAGCGCCAUCUGCGCAGUGUGGGUGACUCCUCGCAGGAGCUGGAGUCCGGUUCGGGUUCGGGUUCGGGAUCAGGAUCAGGAGCUGGUGGCCCAGCCGACAUCUCCGACAGCCAGCGCAGCCUGAGCGAGGGGCGCCUCUUGGAUGUGGACGGGGACUACUCCCGAGAUACCCUGUCUCAGUCACAUGACAGUGUCUUCUCUGAAUCAGCCACAGCCAGCAGUCUAUCUAUAGUACUCAAGCCUCGUCUGCGUUGUGAGGCCCGCCGAAUGAUCGACUUUAAGCAGAAUCCCUUCAAGAUGAAGCUGGGCGGCUCAUCCGUGGGCGAGAGUCGCCUGGGACGCAGUUGUCUGCGGGCUCGCUUUGUUUUCCGCUGGAAAAGCUGGGCGGAACUCACGGAUGUCUUGCGCAAGCGACGCAAUAGACCCGAUGCCUCCGACGAGGAUUUGGGCCUACCUCGCAGUCCAGCUUCUCCACAGAGAAGGGCAGCGGGUGGCACUAGUAGCAGCAGGAAUACCUCGGCAGUGGGUCACCAGUCGCGGGGGCACCACCACAGCGAGGUCUCCUCUCUAAGCCUGGUGAGCGUCAACAGUGCCGAGGCGGAGACCGAGGACAGCCAGAGCAGCUCCCAUCACCACCGGCAGCACCACUCGCGGGUGUCCACCAGUUCGUCCAUCUCGGUGGGCUCGGACAUACUGCGAUCCCAUCACGAGGACGAUGUGGACGCCGUGGGCGGGGAACGCCACCGCCUUUCACACGCGGCGGCCAAGCACAAAAUGGCCAUCAGGCCGGUGAAAAAGAAGGGACCCACCAGGCAGCAUCGCAUGACAUUGGAGACUUCCAUUCCGGAGGCCAAUGAGGAUGUGCUGAAAAUGAGCCCUGGCUUGAGAGCUGUUCAUGAAGCCGACCUUAAGAGCAAGACGCGCUCCUUGCCACCGAAGACUCUGACUGCCAUUGCGCCACCUGUCCAGGUGAACGCCGCCAGCUCGGUGACCACCAAGCGUACCAAGACAAUCGAGCAGAGCUCCAGCAUCACCACAGUGACCAGCUCAUCGACGUCCUCCUCCACAAGCCACAUGUUUGGUCUUCGAGGAUUGACCACCAAGACCAAUGCGCUGCUGGAGAAUCGCGGAGAGUCGUCCACGGAUGGCGAUGACUUCCUGGCCCACGAGAGGGAGUCCAACGAGAGUGGCUUCCUCCGCCGCCUGAUCCACCGGAACUCCAAGAGAUCGAUAGCCAGGGCCAACGAUGGCGUGGAGGAUACGGACUCCAGCCAGAGUGUGGCUAAGAAACUGCAGAUCUCUACCUCCUGCCUGGAGGCAGCUGCUCGGGAGCCACUCCAAGUGCCGGAUAAGUCCCGCAGUGCCACCUCCCACGAGCAGCACAUCCAGGAGACGCGGCAGACGAUAAAGAGGGAGAUCCACAACGAGGGCAAGCACGGACUGAACGCCAUGGUCAGUAACUAUGGGGUUCAUCCACAUCCGCCCACGGCAUUGAAACCCAAAUCGGGUCCAGCUGCCAGGCAGCGAUACCUGCCCAAGGAACUGGGGGCUAUGCCACCGGCGGAGAAGCUCCCCUCGGGCAACGAUGUGACCAACUUGCUGUCGAAGAGCUCGCGGGGCAACGACACCUUCCAGUCCACCACUUUGGUGCGCGAACAGCAGACCAAAGUGGAGUCCUCGACCUCCUCCUCCACCGCCACCCAUUUCGAGAGGAAAGCAAAGAUUGUGGGCCUGAGCGCCUUCCAGCAGAAGCUGUCGCGAUCCAGCGACUCAGUGGGCCAGCACUCCAGCUCCUCCAACUCGUUGGAGACCAGCACGGAUGAGCCCUCGCCACUGUAUUACGAGGAGAAGCAGCGCAAGACGGUGGAGAAGUCGCGUAGUUUCCGCAACUACGAGGAUGACCCGGUGGACUCCACUUCGGUGCACAACAACAUGCCCAGUCUGCCGGACCUCUCGCUUAGUUUCCGGGUGCCUGCCUACUACAAGCAGACGCCCCAAUCCCCCAGCUCCCCGAUGUCACCCAAUGCCAAGUGUGUUUCCCUGGGAUUCGAGAUCAACGACAACAAGUUGCUGCAGUCCCGAGCUGAAUCCACUGGGCAGUUGCCAUCGGUGGUUAAAACGACACCCCAGAAAACCAUGGCCACCACAAAGCUGAUUGUGAGCAGUCCGGGAUCAGCGAAUAUCUCCCAGAUCGAGCAGAACAUCGACCUGAUCGUCAAGUCGCCCAUGGUGAGCGUCCUGAGGAAGUCCGGCCAUGUGGCGGAGAAGCUGCCCAAAGAGCCGUCAACUCCGACCAAGCAGCGGCCCAAGCUGCUGGAUCUGGGAGCAAAGAUCACAGCUCCGGCGGCGAGUCCUAGCCCGAGUCCGGCGAGUCCGCUGACCAAGAGUGCCAAGCUCUCCAACAGUCCGCCCACAACUCCGGCCAAGGGACAGAGCUCUUCAUCCUCCUCCAACAGUCGCAGGAACUCCAGCAAUGUGGAGGUGACCGGCGAGCCGGAGUUCAUGAAGAUCCAGCUGAAUCGCGUGGAUCAGGCGCGUCUGCACAACAAGGCCAAUCACCUGGUGCUGGCCAAGAACUUGAAGUCGCCCACGGAGAGGAGUCAGAGCAGCGAUGACCUCAGUUUCAGGCGGAACAGCGUUGAGAAUCUGGCGGGGAUCGAGAUUGUGGAGCACCCAGUUCAGGUGAAGCCUUUGAGCCCGGUGGUCAGGCCAACUACGCUGGAGCACAGCUUGGCCAGGCAAAUGAGAUCCGUGAGUGCCAAUAGUGUGAGGACGAGCUAUGGAAGCAGCAGUGAGGGAUUAGCCACACCGAUUACCCCUGCCACCACUCCAAGUAUGCCCAAGAGUAAUGGCUUGCCCAAGAGUAAUCCCACUACUCCGAGGAGUGGAAAGGAGGCCAAGGAGCCAGUCAGUCCCAGGGAGCCGUUGAAGAGCAAUCGCCUUUCGUUGGAGGACCGCAAGCGGUUGUUCCUCAGCGAGGAGCGAUCGAAGCCGGCGGAGCAGCGCAGGAAGUCCAUUACCAAGGCGGAGGUCACUCCAUCUGCUCCUGCACCAGCCACUCCUUCGGUGAUUCCAGCCACACCUGCCAUUCCAGCCGCCACUCCGGUGGCCUCGCCCACCACACCCGAAAUCUGCGAGGUCAAUGGCAACAUGGGCUCACCCACCUCCAAUCCCGUGGUGCUGCGCAAGAAAUCCUUUGCCAGCUGCAAUGGCAAUCCCAGUCCCUCCAAGGACGAUCCCACGCCGGAGCUGAUGAAGGUUUUUGCCCGCCGUUCGCUGAAGGUGAAGGAUGACGACGUGGUUACCCUGCCGCAGGUGCAGGCACAGCCUCAACCUUCAGCUCCGGUGACCGGCAGUAAGAAGCUGCAGCCCAGUGGAGGAGGUGGAGGUCAGAGCGUGGACAGCGACAAGGAGAACCAGUCGAACAGCGAGGAGAAGCUGGACAAGCUGGCGCCCAAGAGCGAGUCCCAGGGCAACCAUCAUCCCAGCAGCAAUCGCAACUCGGUGGCCGACUUCCGCAAUCUCAACCAUAACCACAACAACAAUAAUCUUCAGCAGCAGCAGCAGAAGGUGCCGCCCAAGGUGGUCACCUAUCUGCCCCCCAUCAAGACGAACAAUCAGGGACGCAACAGCCUGAAUAACAAUAAUCCAAGUGCAAAGCCCGCGGGGGAAAGGUUCUCCCUGCAACUAAAGCAGGCCAAUCCUCUGGCCACCACCCCAUCCUCUCCAGCAGCAGCAACACCUGUUGCAGUCGCCGCAGCAACACCUGCUGCAUCAUCUGCAGCCGGAACACCCAACAAACCCAUCGAGAGGUCCGCCACCGUGGGCGAGUUCAAGGGAAUCCACCAGAGACGCGCCGAGUGGGAGCAAAGGGCCAAGGAGGCGCUUAAGUAGGGGACUCUUUCAAGGAUCACCCGAUCCCCGAGCGGACCAGACUGUACCUAGCCUAGCUGCAAUCCAAGUGCUUUUGUCUAGUGAUGCCCUCGAGCGAACCGGGAAGGCAACAAAAUUACUAAGGGAAUAAUCAAAUUAUCAUUAUAAAAAAACACAUUAGCUAAAAACCUGUAAAGAAUCGCAUAUGAAAUCAAAGUUUUGGGCGCCGGGCUGGCCGUAGGUCAUCCAAAGACAAAAGCGACCUGCUCGGGUCCGGCUCCCUAGAACACACUCUAUAGGCAAUAACUAUAUACCGAUCUUCAAAAAGUGACUAGCGUAUACUUAUUUUUAGUCUAUCCAGCGUAUCGUUUACAAAUUGGGCAACUAAGCUUCGAUUCGAAUUUGUUUUGUGCAUGUCGAGAAAUGUUACGAGUAUGAAAUAAACUAAAGUGCAACUAACUUCUAACUGACAUAAAAAAGCAUGAGAAAAAUCUUAAGGACUGUGAGUAUAAUUACGCGAAGCAAGGAGCCUGAUAUUCGAAACAUUUGAUUUACUUUAAGUUGAUACUUGCAAGCUUUUAAUCGGUAGGAGAGAAUGAUUUUACUACUUAGGCUAACUAUUAUUACUUUCUACCUUGUUUAUGUAUAAUUAUAACCUUCGAAGUCUGCUGAGAUUACGGAUUGCAGAUACAGUGUAACGUGUGGAAAUCCAAACAUAUUCACGCCCAAGUGUAUUUAAAACAUUGCGUUUGUACAAUUGUUGUCGAGGGGACAAGUUUGUAAAUGUACAUACAAAUAAAUAAAAUCGAACUAAUAAAUAUCCAAGCAAAAAAAAAACUUA
Molecule: messenger RNA, 6392 nt
Organism: Drosophila biarmipes
Lineage: Eukaryota; Metazoa; Arthropoda; Insecta; Diptera; Drosophilidae
Product: mucin-17
Exons: 9
Coding region: 989-5572 (1527 amino acids)
Source: RefSeq, a predicted model, not a curated record